CAAACUAUUAUUACUCUCAAAACAGUGACAUUCAGUCCAUUGAAAACACUAAACCAUUAGUUAAUAAUUGUCUGCUAUUUGUUGUUAGGCUUUGAAUGAACACAAUAUUGCAAUCAAUUUAGUCUAUAAUUAAAAUAAAUUUAAUUUCACUCAUUAUUAGCAAAAACAUUAUUAUUAUUUGUAUUAUUAUUUGUUGUUUGCAUUUGUUUUUCAAUUGUUUGCAAUAAUAUCUGAAACAAACAUAUAUUGUCUUUCCGUAACAUUUGAUCCAUUAAUAAGUGUUUUGAAAGAUGAGUGAACCGAUUGUUAGCGAUUCGUUUCCAUUGUCGGCAUUGCUGCCGAAACGGGAGACGACUGCGGCUUCAUUUCUGAYCAAAUAUCCCGAAUAUGACGGCAGAGGUAUAAAAAUAGCAAUCAUCGAUUCGGGUAUAGAUCCCGGUGCUGCCGGACUACAGACAACCACUGAUGGUAAACCUAAAGUAAUUGAUAUGAUGGACGCCACCGGUGCUGGCGAUGUGGACACGAGUACUGUUGUUGAGGCAGACGCCGACGGUUUUAUCACUGGUCUUACCGGCACUAAACUCAAGAUCCCAAAACACUGGACUAACCCGACCGGCAAAUAUUAUAUCGGAAUGAAGAAUAUCUAUGAGUUAUAUACGACUAGAGGAUUGUCUGACAGAAUUGCCAAAGAGUAUAACGAAGAAAAUUUUCAACCAAAUCACAAGACUGUAACCGCUGAAGCCAUUCAAGAACUGCAAGAAUUUCAAAACAGUCAUUUGGAUCCAUCACAAGACGAUCCCGAAGAGAAGCUAAUUCGCGAAGAGUUGCAAUCAAGAGUAGAUUUUCUCAAACAAAUGGAUAAAAAAUUUACAGAUUUGGGACCAACUUUUGAUUGUGUGGUUUUCAAUGAUGGCACUAAUUGGAAAGCUGUAAUCGAUACUUCAGGAAUCGGCAAACUAGAAGAGUGUACAGUAUUAGGCAAUUAUAGAGAUUGUUUUAAAUACGGAACUUUAUCCCAUAGGGAUUUACUUAAUUAUGCUGUGAAUAUACAUAAUGAUGGUAAACUUCUGGAGAUUGUCGCCAUGUGCAGUGCUCACGGAACUCAUGUGGCCAGUAUAGCGGCUGCACAUUUUCCAAAUGAUCCGGAACGCAAUGGUGUGGCUCCGGGAGCUCAAAUUGUCAGCAUUUGUAUUGGAGAUAAUAGGGUUGGUUCUAUGGAAACUGGAACUGCUCUCAUUAGAGCAAUGAUCAAAAUUAUUGAAACGGGUUGUCAUGUUAUUAAUAUGAGUUAUGGCGAGUCUAGUCAUUGGUGUGAAGGUCGAGUAUUGGAUUUGAUGCACGAAGUGGUCAACAAAUACGGUAUUGUAUUUUGUGUGAGCGCCUCUAAUAGUGGACCGGCGUUAUCUACUAUUGGAACUCCUCCGACAAAUAAAUCUGCAUCAAUGAUAAGUGUCGGCGCCUACGUAUCACCUGAUAUGAUGGCAGCCGAGUAUUCAAUGCGUCAAAAAAUUCCCGCAAUGGGCUAUACGUGGACGUCGAGAGGACCAACAAUUAAUGGAGACUUAGGAGUGUGCAUAUGUGCUCCGGGAGGUGCUAUUACAUCAGUACCUAACUGGACACUUAAGAAAUCGCAAUUAAUGAAUGGAACAUCAAUGGCAUCGCCUAAUGCGGCCGGUUGUGUUUGCAUACUGUUAUCGGGACUGAAGGCACUUAAUAUCGAUUACUCGCCAUUUAGUGUCAAAAGAUGUCUUGAAAACACUGCUUUAAAAAUACAAAACUACUGUCCCUUCACUCACGGACACGGACUCAUUCAAGUGGAGAAAGCUUUUGAACACUUGACUCAAUAUAAAAAUGCCAUUGAAAGGGAUGUUCGCUUUCAUGUGACAAAUGGUAACAAUUUGGGUGUCUAUUUGAGAGAAGCCUACGAAGUACAGACUCCUUCAGUUCAACCAAUAAAUAUUGAACCAGUUUUUCUUAAUGAUAAACAAAUAGAUAAUAAGCGGAAAGUGGAUUUCGAAAUGAGUUUAAGUCUUGUCUGUGACAAAGAGUGGGUCACUUAUCCCUCGUUUUUACAUUUGACUUACACGUCGCGUAUUUUUGGCAUCAAAGUUGAUCCUCAGGGACUUGAAGAUGGAUCAGUUCAUUUUGCACUUAUCAAAGCCUAUGAUACUAAAUGUAUUGAAAAAGGGCCUGUUUUUUAUGUUCCUAUAACUGUUAUUAAGCCAUUAAAGAUUACUGAUCGAAAUGCCAUAGAAAGUACUCAUAGUUAUAAACCGGGUUAUUUGAGGCGACUGUUUCUGGAUAUACCUGCAAAUGUCACAUCAAUGGCAGUUAAUAUCAAGAAUUGUGAUCAACUCGAAAAAGGAUCGUUUGUUUUACACACACAACAGUUGUCACCACAAUUGUCUAACAGAACCGAUAGUAUUGAGAAAAUGUUAGUAUUAUCGGCACAGGAAGACACCACUGUUAUCAUCAAACUAAAGAGCUCACGAACUAUAGAAGUGUGUUUUGGCAAAUGGUGGUCCAGUAUCGGGGAAACACCCGUUCAAUUGAAUCUCAAGUUUUAUGGAUUGCAGCCAUCAGGAGCUAAGACAACAAUGUUGGCGAGUGAAGGUAUUAGCAGAAUAAAUGUGAUCUCUAAUUAUGGGUUUGAAGACAUAUCUCCCAGUAUUUCACUACAAAGUUAUACUCAACCUAUUAGAUCGACUGAGAAUUUGAUUCGUCCUUUAUUGACAUCAAGACGUGAUGUAAUACCUCCCGGAAGACAGAUCUAUGAAAUUAUAUUGACUUAUAGUUUUCAAUUGUCUAAAGCACAAGAAAUUAUUAUUUCGUGUCCACUUUURUCGGAUGUAUUAUAUGAAUCUGAAUACGAAUCACAACUUUGGAUGAUAUUUGAUGCAAACACUAAACAAUAUUUAGGAUCCGGUGACGCCUUUCCCGAGAAAUUUUCGUAUUCAAAGAAAUUAGAAAAAGGCGAUUACAUCGUUAAACUACAGAUAAGACACGAAUUGGUGUCACAAUUAGAAAAACUGACUGAACUGCCCAUUCAUUUGCAUUACAAAUUGGCGUCAAGUGUUUCAUUGAGUAUUUAUGAAACAUAUCAUAACGCCAUAAGCGAUGGUAAAAAGGCGAACUCAAUUAGCUUACCGGCCAACUCACAGAUUCAACUCUUUGUGAACGCAAUGACUGAACCGCCAAAAAACAUAACCACUGUUUGCGGCGGCUUUUUCUCAGGACAUCUAACACUUAGUAAAGAUGAUAAUCGCAAGAAAGUCGAAAAGUUUGAAUUCAAAUAUAUUACUGAUAGCGAGUCACAGAAAAAGUCUAAAGAAGGCAAAGAUUCAAAAGAUAAGAAAAGUGGAGAAACAGAUGACAAGUCAUUAGAAGAACAAUAUAACGAUGCCUUAACUGAUCUCAAGAUUUCUUGGAUUUCAAAAUUAAAAGGCAAACAAUCAGAAGAUUUGUUUAACGAACUUCAAAUGUCAAACAAAGGUAACAAACAGCUAUUGUUUGCAAGACUUCAAGCACUCGACUCGGAUGAAGAGCGCAGUCAGCAUUUGAAAACGCAAAUUAGUUUAGCGAAUGAAUUAUUAGAUUUAAUUAAAGUCGAAGACUUGAUCUCUUCAAUGGCUGUCUUGAAAUUAGAGAAGAAGGAUAAUGCAAACAAUACAACAGCUAAUAAAAAUUUGGAGAAACAGAAAACCACUGCCAUUGAAACAUUAGUCAAAAAAGGUAUUGCCAUUUGUGAUAUCAUUGACAUUCAAACCCAACAAAGCGACGGCGGACUGUCCACUGUGGCGAUAAGUGACUCGAAUGCUAUUUCUGCGGACUCCCUGUCCGAUGAUACUAAACUGUUACCACCCGUUCAAGUAUUGAUAUCCGAUGUCGACAAUAUAUUCGAACAAUUGKCUAAACUUAUUGAUCCAUACGAUCAAAAAGUGGCCAAAUUUACUGAACGACACGCAUUGCUACACAAACAUUACGGACGAGCACUCAAAUUGUUUAACAAACUACAAGAAUCUAAAGCAAGCCAUGAAAUUGAACUCAAAACUAUUGAGGCAUUUAAUCGACUCAAUUGGAAACAUUUGGCAAACGCUUAUAAUCGGUCAAUAAAUGUUAAGUAUCCUAAAAAUUACCGAUUGUUUUAAUAUAUAAUUUAACAAAAUAUUACCGUAAAAUUGUGUUUUCCCCCAUAUGGAAUUUAAAAAAAAAUGAAAAAACACUUGCAUUUUUACCUCCAUUGCUAAUAAUUAAACAGUAAAUUAUUAUACAAAACUAUAUUUUUCAUAUGUUACAAAACUCGCAUUAUUUCCAAAGACAUUUCCAUAUGGAAUAAAAA
Messenger RNA from Oppia nitens, 4339 nucleotides. RefSeq names its product tripeptidyl-peptidase 2-like (gene TppII). Bases 291 to 4148 code for a protein of 1285 amino acids. Gene Ontology annotation, biological process: proteolysis. Gene Ontology annotation, molecular function: tripeptidyl-peptidase activity; serine-type endopeptidase activity. The record is from RefSeq and is a predicted model, not a curated record. Gene Ontology annotation, cellular component: cytosol. Lineage: Eukaryota; Metazoa; Arthropoda; Arachnida; Sarcoptiformes; Oppiidae. The transcript is spliced from 19 exons.